AUGGAACCUGCUGGCAAGAGGCGUAAGCUUGCCCCAAAGCUCAAUGCCUCUGCGUCGUCUCCUCCCGACGCUCACUCUGCGUCCUAUUCUCAGAAGCUACCUCAUCCCACUCACAUAGUUCCUGAUGCGCCUCAUCACAGCCAACGCCACGAGUUUGAGGCCUUUGCCCGUCAUCUGCACGAUGCUGCCAUUCUCAUCAACCGUCAAGCUGCGCAUUCCCGCGCCGCUUACACAAACGUCUCGGUCCUUCUCUUGGGUUGGCAAGAUGACGCUGCCGCCAUUGAUAACAUUCGCGCCCUGCAGCAAGUUUUGGACACUGAUUACCGUUAUCACACCCAAACAUGGCAGAUUCCCACCGUCGCAAACCCAAGCAUAAAACUCGGCAUGCAGAUGGCCUCUUUUCUCGAGCAUGCCCGACCAGAUCAGCUACUCAUCAUUUAUUAUUCCGGUCAUGGCUAUGUUGGCUCCGAUGGCCAACUUUACUGGGCUUGCUCUCCUCAGGACCACUCAGCCAGGUUGAGAUGGGACGGAGUCCGCUGCCUCUUCGAAGACGCCCAAUCCGACAUCCUUUUAUUGCUUGACACGUGCGCCGUUCCCGACUCCAUCGCCUCCAGUCACGGCCUCAAGCAGGUCAUCGCCGCCUGCUCUCCCGAAUCAGCCCGCCAUCCAUCGGCCGCUUCCCGCGCCUAUUUCUCGCCUUGUCUUACCACAGCCUUGCGCCAGCUGAGCCGCGCUCCUUCCUUUACCGCACAGCAGCUUUGCCACGAGAUCAAGACUGCUUCCAACGCCCACUCCAGCUCAUCGCCUCGAUUUUCUUCGCCCGCUUCAGAGCCCCAAUUUUUUACCAUGACGCCUGAUCAAAGUAAGCAUAUAGAACUUGCUCCAUUGACAGAGCCCUCCGAUGUCGCCGCCGCGCCAGGAUCUGCCCGCCCUCGAGAUGCUCCUCUCCCCCAAGAUCCGACGCCUAGCUUGAAUUUCGAUGAAGCUCGUGUACUGGUGUGCACUACAUUUGUUGGGGACGCCAGUCCGGACAUGUCGGCAUUCCAUAGCUGGUUACGAAAUACACCGCCCUUGGCCGCGCAAAUCACCGUCGAGGGCAUGUUCUUGGGUCCUCCCACGGUGCUGCUCAUAUCGAUGCCCACCUCUCUUUGGGCUAAUGUUCAACACGACAAGAUUUGGUACUAUCUCGGCAGCAUCACCUCGCGCAACAUGGUUUCUCUCUACGACAAGAUGAUUGGAGCAUCCGCCGCAACCGCCGAAACAAUGACGACAACAAGACUGGCACCCGUGUCCACCCCAACAAGUGCGACUUCUCGUCGAACCUCGGCUGCCCAGUGGCCUGCACCAGGAUAUUCUGUCAAAGGCGAACAGUCCGAUGGCCAAAUGAGCCCAACCGCUAGAUUGUAUCAGUCGCUGGCUGCUGGCGGACUAGGAAUGAAACCAAAGGCCCAGGGUGCAGAUUCUGCAGAGAUGCAGGAAGCUGCUGAGCAGCUCAAGGCCCUCAGCCACGUCCGCCACCGCAGUGGUGACGCUUCUGCCAACACUUCUCCCCAGCGCGCUGCUCCGCCUGUUCCUAUCCCAACGCUGCACCCGGGUUUCCGCAACUUGACUCGCUCAGAAUCGAUGCCCGUGCUGGACAGCGGCACAGGGUCUGCUGGUGCCAGGAUGCGGCGCAUGCUUGGCAAACCCGACAUUCGAUGCGCCCAUUGCAGCCAUGCGCCGUUUAAGGACUCUUCGUCCCUGAGAAAACAUAUUGCCGCAGCGCAUACUCGUCCAUUUCCUUGCGCCUUUUACUUUGCAGGAUGCUACAGCACGUUUGGUUCCAAAAACGAGUGGAAGCGCCAUAUUGCCUCGCAGCAUCUUUGCUUGCAGUACUAUCGCUGCUCCAUCUGCUCGCACACCACGGUCGAUGGAAAAGGCAACGAGUUUAACCGAAAGGAUCUUUUCACGCAGCACCUUCGCCGCAUGCACGCCCCGCUCGAGGUCAAGCGCGCCCUCGCUAAAGGCGACAACGGCCAUCAGCAGUCUGAAUGGGAAAGCUACGUUCGAGAGAUGCAGCAGACGUGCCUCAUACAGCGGAGGCAUGCGCCUCAGCGAUCGAGCUGCCCCAAGCCUGGCUGCGCAAAUAGCUUUGAAGGCCCGACUGCCUGGGAUGAGUGGACAGAGCACGUUGGUCGGCACAUGGAAAAAGGCGAAGGCGAUAAUCUCGGAGUAGACGAGAUGCUCUUGCGGUAUGCCCUCGACGAAGGCAUUGUUGAACGCAUCGACGAAGGCACAUACAAACUCUGCCAGAUGCUGGGCAGCGGCGGUGGUGGUCCAAGCCAGUCGGCGAGUCAAGGCGUGCCGGAAACGCACGAAUCGCAGCUUCAAUCUAUGCAGAGCUCGGCACUGCCACCACCGGACGAGUCGUCGCAGCCGUGGGGUGUGCGGUCACUUCCGCCACUUCCGCCGCUUCCUCCUCACCCACCGCCGCAUGACCGAAUGCCGAAUCCGCCACCAGAGUGA
Messenger RNA from Beauveria bassiana ARSEF 2860, 2505 nucleotides. RefSeq names its product C2H2 finger domain protein. The transcript has 3 exons. Bases 1 to 2505 code for a protein of 834 amino acids. The record is from RefSeq and is a predicted model, not a curated record. Lineage: Eukaryota; Fungi; Ascomycota; Sordariomycetes; Hypocreales; Cordycipitaceae. Gene Ontology annotation, molecular function: DNA-binding transcription factor activity.